Molecule: messenger RNA, 219 nt
Organism: Protopolystoma xenopodis
Lineage: Eukaryota; Metazoa; Platyhelminthes; Monogenea; Polystomatidea; Polystomatidae
Source: the annotation of a GenBank genome assembly
AUGUUUGUUGCCGCCCUAAUCUUACAGUUGUACUUUAGACAUAGUCAUGCUGUGCUGGAAAGAGGAAUCGCAUUACAUCACUCAAACGAGACUCAACAAGCCUCGCAUUCCUUCAAGCCAGCUUAUUACGACAACAUUCGCCUCUCUCGGCCAGGCCACGGGCGGGAUUCGUCAGCGACCGGCUUCCUGAUGGCACAUGGAGUCGGGUUGCAGGCAUAA